Messenger RNA from Lindgomyces ingoldianus, 12243 nucleotides. RefSeq names its product acetyl-CoA synthetase-like protein. The transcript has 3 exons. Gene Ontology annotation, molecular function: phosphopantetheine binding; catalytic activity. NCBI's taxonomy places the organism in Eukaryota, Fungi, Ascomycota, Dothideomycetes, Pleosporales, Lindgomycetaceae. Gene Ontology annotation, biological process: secondary metabolite biosynthetic process; amino acid activation for nonribosomal peptide biosynthetic process. The record is from RefSeq and is a predicted model, not a curated record. Gene Ontology annotation, cellular component: cytoplasm. Bases 1 to 12243 code for a protein of 4080 amino acids.
AUGGAAGGAGCACUCGAUAUGUCGGUUCGCAAGCAGUUGGCUCACGAGUUUGAUGGAGAUCUAGGUAAGGUUGAAGACAUCCUGCCAUGCACGCCGUUUCAACGGGACGUGGUGGCAUGGAGUGCGAGCAAACAGCAGGAGGCAGUCGGCCAUGUCCUCCUUGAGAUUACUAACAACACCGAUAUCGAGCGCUUGGCCGCAGCAUGGAAGAAGGUGCAUCACCUGAUUCCAGCCUUCCGCACUUGCGUAUUCACGUCCUCCUCUGGAGAUUGCUUCCAAGCAAUCUUGUCCGAGGCGAUGGUUUGGAAACACGUCAAGACUUCGGACCUUGAUAAAGUCGUUGAGGAGGAGAAAGCCGCCGCUAUCGACGAAUCCCAGUGGAACAGGUUCGCGGUAGUCGUGUCAUCUGACGGGAAGCGGCGCAACUUGGUUUGGACAUUUAGCUACGCGAACUUCGACAACUCCUUGCAGGAGCGCAUCCUGGACAUGGUGCAUACCGCCUAUAUCGGUGGAGAGCUCCAGCCCUCUGGGGGACUGAAGACGAUGGUCGAGUCGCUCGGUAAGAACUCUGAAAGGGCGGCGCGAUUCUGGCAACAACGGUUUGACGGCUUCAACGCCGCUGUCUUUCCCGCACUGUCGUCUGUCAAGGUUGUGCCUCAGCCGGAUGCUCGCGCCCAGCACGAAUUCUCGUGCAUCACUGGUCCGCACCAGAAAUGGCCAAGCACAGUGAUUUGUCGAGCCGCUCUUGUAGCGCUUCUCUCGCGCUACACUCACAAUGAAGAUGUGCUUUUCGGCGCUAUAACAGAGCGGCCUCCUGUGCUUGACGGGUCAGAGCAACUAGUUGACGGUCCCACUAGAGCGCUAGUGCCUGUCUGCACGCGACUUUUGCCUGAAAUGAGUAUUUCGCACUUGAUGGAUGCAGUCGCCGAGAACCACACUGCUGUACACGAGUUUGAGCAGACUGGCCUCCGACCUCUUGCCAAUGUUGAAGGCGAAGAAUCGGCGGCCGGUGCAUUUCAAAUUAUACUGGCAGUGACUGCUCCCGGUAUUACUCAUGCGUCAAGUUCCGCCCUAUAUCGCCCUACAGUCACUCCGGAUAGGUUCGCACCUUAUGUCAACCGCGCCAUUUUGAUCCAUUGCCACAUGUCCCAGGCUUGGGCAUCAUUGUCAACUCGAUACGAUCCGAGGGUCAUCGAUACUCCUCAAAUCAACCGGUUCCUUACACAGCUAGGGGCUUUGAUUCAGUGCUUUUCCAAUCCCGAGGUCGACGUACCUGUAAGGUCACUGGACAUGGUCACCCCAGAAGACCGCGCAGAAAUUAACUCUUGGAAUUCGACCCAACCUCAGCCCCGCGAAGUCUGCAUCCACGACGUAAUCUCUCGAUUUUCGACCGAUACUCCUCAGAAACACGCUGUAUCUGCCUGGGAUGGCCAGUGGACAUACGCUGAACUUGAAAAUUUGUCGUCUCGUCUCGCGGUAUACAUCCUAUCUCUCAAUUUGGAUAUGGGACGGGCGGUACCCUUAUGCUUCAACAAGUCCAAAUGGACGGUUCUUGGGAUGCUCGCAGUCCUCAAGGCUGGUGGCGCAUUCACCCUCAUCGACCCCUCCCUUCCAGCAGCCAGGAUCGUCAGCAUAUGUCAGCAAAGUCAGUCCAAGAUCGCGCUGGUUCCUAAGGUUCACCUUGAUACUAUGCGUACCGCCAUAGGUUAUUGCAUUGCUGUUAACGACGACCUGAUACAGUCCCUUCCUCGUGACGAGACUCGGCUUAAACCCGUCGCAAAGCCGAACGAUCUGGCGUACAUCCUGUUCACCUCCGGUAGUACGGGAGAACCCAAAGGAUGUAUGAUCGAGCACCGAGGAUGGGCUUCGUGUGCUCUUGAAUGGGGCCCUGCACUUGGGAUCAAUCAGAGUACCCGUGCGAUGCAGUUCGCAUCGUACAGUUUUGGUGCUUCCCUAAUCGAGACCCUAGCUCCUCUAAUGCUUGGCGGUUGCGUCUGCAUUCCUUCCGACGAUGAGCGUAUGAAUGAUCUUCCAGGCUUCAUGAAGCGAGCGCAUGUGAACUGGGCAUUCUUUACUCCUUCGUUCGCUGGGACGUUCCAUCCAGACAGUGUUCCCGGGCUUCAAACUCUGGUGCUGGGUGGCGAACAAAUGUCGGAAGACGUCAAGAACACCUGGGCUCCACGAGUUCGGCUUUUCCACGCCUAUGGCCAAAGUGAAAGCUCGAGUAUUUGCACGUACACUCCGCUUAGCGAAAACACCACUCAGGUGAACAACAUCGGCCGGGGAAUUGGUGCGCGACUCUGGAUUACAGACCCUGAUGACGUAAACAAGCUUGCCCCUAUUGGCGGCAUCGGCGAACUCGUGGUAGAAAGUCCCGGAAUCGUGCGAUCGUACCUGAACCCGUCAGCCGGCGACGCGAAAUCUUUCCCUGACCUCACACCCACGUGGUACCCUGGACGACAGGUGAAUGAGCCAAUCAGAUUCUGUAGGACUGGAGAUCUUGUCCGUUACAGAACCGAUGGGAGUAUCGUAAUCUUGGGGCGAAAGGACUUUCAGGUGAAGGUCCGUGGGCAACGUGUAGAGCUUGGCGAGGUCGAGGCACAUCUGCGGAAGCAGUUGCCGAACUACAUCUCCGCUGUUGAGGCUAUUAAACGACCCAAUAGGCCAAACAACACUAUUCUUGUUGCAUUUGUCUCUGGACCGCGCCGACAUGAAGACAGUACGCUUUUUGGAACGUCGACGGCGAAGACGUUCGUCUUCGACGACAGUGCUUCAAAGCGCAUUGUGGCGAAGCUGAUGGAGAGCUUGCCCCGGUACUCGGUUCCAUCCUACUUCAUCCGCACAAAGGAAAUGCCAAAAAUUCCAACGGGGAAAAUAAAUCGAAGAAAGCUUAGAGAGAUUGGCACGAAUAUGUUGCAGGAGACAAACGGAAUCGUCACCUGGCCAGCUGAAGGCCAAGUCGCUCCCGCAGACGAGACAAUCAACACACUGCGUCGACUGUGGUCUCAAACUCUAGACCUGGAUAUUGGUUCGAUAGACUCCGAGACUAGCUUCUUCCGGCUUGGAGGUGACUCGAUUGCAGCGAUAAAGAUGGUCAACAAGGCCAAGCUAUUGGGCCUGGCGAUGAACGUGGGCGACAUCUUCCAGAGUGCCAACAUCCGUGAUCUUGCGGCGAGGAUCCGACCAGUCUUCAGUUUAGACCGUGCCAUCACCUCUACGGCCUAUAGUGGGCCUGUAGAGCAGUCAUUCGCGCAGGGCCGUCUCUGGUUCCUCGACCGUCUCAAUCUCGGAGCGGCCUGGUACCUCAUGCCCUUUGCAUCUCGCCUUCGGGGACCACUCAAUACUAAGGCACUCGCUGCCGCGCUUCAAGCACUUGAGGAGCGACAUGAGACAUUGAGGACAACGUUCGAAGACGAUAGAGGCGUAGGCAUACAAGUGGUCCACCCGCACCGUCCACAGGAACUCCACAUAAUUGAUGUCUCUUCAUACAGAGAAGCUGAGGUUCUUGAGGCAGUGAAGGCAGAGCAGACGAAGCCUUUUGAUCUCACCUCGGAGCCGGGAUGGAGGGUUCGCUUGUUCCAGGUCGGUGAAAGUGACCACAUCUUGUCUGUCAUGAUGCAUCAUAUCAUCUCUGAUGGUUGGUCAGUUGAUGUCCUACGUCGAGAGCUGUACGAUUUUUACGCUGCGGCAUUAAGCAGCAAGGAGCCACCGUCUCCAGUUACACCUCUCCCAAUUCAAUACCGUGACUUCGCAGUAUGGCAACGACAAGCAGACCAGGUUGCAGAGCAUAAGAGACAGCUUGAUUAUUGGACUAAGAAGCUUGCCGAUAGUACACCAGCAGAGCUUUUAUGCGACCGACCGAGACCUAAAGUACAAUCUGGCAAGGCUGGAGUUGUCCCUGUUGCUGUUGAAGGGUCGCUGUAUGUGCGACUUCAGGCCUACUGCCGCGCUCAGCACGUGACUCCCUUCGUCGUGCUAUUAGCAGCCUUCCGCGCUACCCACUAUAGACUUACUGGUACUGAAGACGCUACUAUUGCCACCCCUACUGCCAACCGUAGCCAGGCAGAGCUCGAACAGUUGAUUGGCUUCUUUGUCAAUACCCAGUGCAUGCGCAUCACUGCGACCACUAACGACACAUUCGAUGACCUGGUCCGGCAGGUCCGUCAGACGACGACGGAAGCUUUCGCCAAUCAAGAUGUACCUUUUGAGCAGCUCGUGUCGGCGCUACUACCCGGAUCACGAGAUACCUCACGUAACCCAUUAGUUCAGCUCAUGUUCGCUAUCCAUUCACAGCGACGCCUUGGCCAGCUUCACCUUGAAGGUGUGCAGGACGAAGCCUUGUUUCUUUCACCAACCACCCGACUCGAUAUAGAAUUCCACAUGUUCCAGAUAGAUGACAGCCUAAGCGGACAUGUCCUCUACGCACUCGAUUUGUUCGAAGCUGAGACGAUAAACGGGAUGCUUUCUGUCUUCUACGAGAUUCUUCAACGAGGUCUUGCGGAGCCACAAGGGCUCAUAGCCACCCUUCCGCUGACAGACGGGCUUCCGCAGCUUCGUCAGCAAGGUCUGCUCGAUAUGGAGCAGACACAGUAUCCCCGCGAAUCAAGCAUUGUCGACGUCUUCCACGACCAAGUAGCCACUUGUCCAGAAGCUAUAGCAGUCAAAGACUCUUCGACCAAGCUCACAUAUGUGGAGCUCGAUCAGAAAUCAAACGAACUGUCUAGCUGGCUGCGGCGACGAAAGAUGGCACCUGAGACUCUAGUCGCCGUGUUAGCACCGCGCUCCUGCCAGGCUGUCAUUGCCCUCCUUGCCAUCCUCAAGGCCAACCUUGCAUACCUGCCGCUCGAUGUCCAGGUACCUGCAGCCCGUAUCGAAGCUAUUUUGUCCGCUAUCCCGGGACAGAAGUUAGUCUUGCUGGGCGCUGACGUCUCGGCCCCCGAGGUUCAUGUUGAAGAAGUUGAGAUGCUACCCAUUGCUGCCGGAUUUGGCCAUUCAUACCAGAAUGAUACUGUCAAGCAGGAUAGCCCGUCUGCAACUAGCCUUGCAUACGCAGUCUUUACUUCUGGAUCGACGGGCAAGCCAAAAGGUGUCAUGAUUGAGCAUCGGGGUAUUAUACGAUUGAUGAAGAACAGUACACUUUCACGUACUAUCCCUUCCAACAUCCAAAUGGCCCACCUGUCAAACAUGGCCUUCGACGCAUCUCUCUGGGAGAUCUUCAUUGCGAUUCUGAACGGCGGAACGGCGAUUUGCAUCAACCACGCGACGACAAUGAACAUCGAAGCCCUUGGAGAUCUGUUCGUGCGUGAGGACGUUCACGCCGCCGUACUUUCUCCAGCGCUCUUGAAGCAGUGCUUGGCUUAUGCACCGAAGAUGCUUGCCAAAUUGGACAGCCUGUAUAUCGCCGGAGACCGACUUGAUCGUGUAGAUGCUGUGGCCGCCCUCGCACUCGUACGAAAUGGUGUCUAUAACGCUUACGGGCCGACAGAGAACAGUAUUCAAAGCACGAUGUUCAAGAUAAAGAAGGAUGAGAGAUUUGCUAAUGGUGUGCCGGUCGGUCGCGCUGUUAGUAAUUCCGGGGCCUACGUGAUGGACACCAAGCAGCAGCUUGUCCCUAUUGGGGUCAUGGGCGAGUUGGUGGUAGCGGGUGACGGUCUUGCUCGCGGAUACACAGACUCGGCACUAGACGUCGGUCGGUUUGUGAAUAUCAACGUUGACGGUUGCAUGGUGCGCGCGUACCGUACAGGCGAUCGAGUUCGGUGCCGACAGGACGGUGAACUUGAGUUCUUCGGCCGUAUAGAUCACCAAGUCAAGAUUCGUGGCAACCGAGUUGAGCUAGCUGAAGUCGAGCACGUUAUACUCAAUCACGACAGUGUCAGUGAUGCCGCUGUUGUUCUCCGCCAGAAAGACAGUACAGAGCAGGAAAUGAUCGCAUUUGUCGUAGCUAAGGACGCCUCCCGCAUGGCUAACGGUACACUAGAAGAUACCAAAACCGAGGCGAAACUGGAACUAGAAAGGCAGGUGCACAGGCACUUGCAAAGGACACUACCAACAUACAUGAUUCCGGCACAGAUUGUCAUCCUGGAGCGCAUGCCAAUUAAUGCCAAUGGCAAGGUUGACAGAAAAGAGCUAAGCGCAAGAGCGCAGACAACCACGAGGAAGAGACUGACAGUGCAACAUGUAGCGCCUCGCAAUGAGACAGAGAGGGCGUUAUGUGAGGAGUUUGCAAGCGCUCUUGGAGUUGACGACGUCGGCGCCACUGACGACUUCUUUGAGCUUGGUGGACACUCUCUCACAGCGAUGAAGCUGGCCGCACAUGUCAGCCAGCGAUUCAAUACUACGGUCUCUGUCAGAGAUAUCUUCGACUAUCCUGUUCUCGCUAAUCUUGCGACUACUCUACGGCAAGACUUGAAGCAAUACCAGUCUAUUCUGGCUACAGAAUACCGUGAACCGGUCGAGCAGUCAUUUGAGCAAGGUCGUUUGUGGUUCCUGGACCAGCUGAACGUAGGAUCCUUAUGGUAUCUAAUGCCGCUUGCGACGCGCAUCCGCGGAUCCCUCGACCGCGUCGCACUCAAUACUGCGCUUCAUGCUCUUGAGCAGCGACACGAAACGUUACGGACUACUUUUGAGGAGCACAACGGUGUCGGAAUGCAAGUAGUCCAGCCAUGGAGGCUAAAGAGCAUCAGGACCAUUGACAUAUCUACGUAUAACGACGACGAAGUCAGCAAAGCAUUGAAGAUUGAGCAGACGAGAUCUUUUGAUCUCAGCGUAGAGCCAGGAUGGAGGGUCUGCUUGUUCCAGCUCAGUGGAGACGAGUAUAUCCUGUCGAUCGUCAUGCACCACAUCGUCUCUGACGGGUGGUCGGUAGACGUGCUCCGCCAUGAGCUGGAUGUCUUCUACAGCGCGGCCCUCAAAGGGGAUGACCCGUUGUCGCAGAUCACGCCGCUCCCAAUCCAGUACCGUGAUUUUGCAGCGUGGCAGAAGCAACCAGAACAAGCAUUGGAGCAAGACAAGCAGCUUAAGUACUGGACCAAACAACUCGCCAAUAGUACGCCAGCAGAGUUUCUCUGUGACAAGCCAAGGCCCGAAGUUCUCUCAGGCGAGGCUGGUGUCGUUCCCUUCACGAUUGUCGGACCGCUGUAUGAGAGCCUUCAGGCGUAUUGUCUUGCUCAUCAAGUCACGUCUUUUGUCGUCCUACUGGCUGCCUUCCGCGCGACACACUAUAGGCUGACCGGUACCGACGAUGCUACCAUCGGUAUGCCUACAGCCAACAGGAAUCGACCGGAGCUUGAAAACUUGAUCGGCUUCUUCGUCAACACCCAGUGCAUCCGGACUGCUGUCACAUCUAAUCAGACAUUUGAAGGUCUAGUGCGACAGACUCGCGAUUCGGCAACAGAAGCGUUCGCUAACCAAGAUGUGCCUUUUGAGCAGCUUGUCUCAGCCCUGCUCCCAGGUUCGCGAGACACAUCGCGUAACCCACUUGUGCAGCUGUUAUUUGCAGUUCACACGCAGCGAGAUCUCGGUCGUCUACAAUUUGAAGGGUUGCAAGCCGAACUCAUAGAGAUGACGCCAACAAGUCGGCUGGACAUGGAGUUUCACUUCUUUCAGGAAGACGACUGUCUACAUGGUAGUCUGCUAUACUCGACUGAUAUCUUCGAACCUGAGACAGUUAAGGGACUAUUACUAGUCUUUAACGAGAUCCUCCGCCGCGGCCUCGAAGAAUCGGCAUUGCCAAUCGCUACUCUUCCGCUUACAGAUGGUCUUUCGGAGCUCCGCAGGCUCAACCUGCUCGACAUUGAGAAGACGCCAUAUCCGCGAGACUCAAGCAUUGUCGACGUCUUCCGUGAGCAGGUCGCUGUCUGCCCAGAGGCAAUGGCAAUCAAAGACUCUUCAUCUGAAUUGACGUAUUGUGAACUCGAUCGACAAUCAGAGAGGUUAGCCGCCUGGUUGUGCCAACGACGGAUGGCUCCUGAAACUCUAGUUGGUGUCCUUGCGCCUCGUUCCUGUCAUACGAUUGUUGCCUUUCUCGGUAUUCUCAAGGCGGGUCUUGCGUACUUGCCGCUCGACGUCAAUGUCCCUGUCGCGCGCACUGAAACGAUCCUUUCAGCUGUCGCUGGCCACAAGCUCGUCCUACUCGGGUCUAGCGUACAAUCUCCAGAGAUCGCGGUGCCGGAUGUUGAAAUGAUUACAAUCAGCGACACCUUGAAAUACUCAGACACCAACGUUGCUUCAAUCCGGAGAUCAUCGCCCUCUGCGACAAGUCUCGCAUAUGUCAUUUUCACAUCCGGCUCUACAGGCAAGCCGAAAGGCGUCCAGCUUGAACAUCGCAGCAUCGUCCGACUCAUACGGGACAGCAAUCUUGUUUCUAUGCUUCCGCCAUCGCCUCGUACCGCGCACCUGACAAAUAUCGCAUUUGACGUGUCCCUUGUCUCGAUCGGCGUUAUUGGCGAACUGGUCCUAACCGGAGACGGUCUGGCUCGAGGAUAUACCGACCUAGCUUUAGAUAUCAAUCGCUUCGUUGAUGUGACUAUUGACGGUCAGCUAGUCAAAGCGUAUCGCACAGGUGACCGAGUCCGCUUCCGACCACAAGAUGGUCAGAUUGAGUUCUUUGGUCGUAUCGAUCAGCAGGUCAAAAUCCGUGGCUACCGUGUUGAGCUAGCAGAAGUGGAGCACGCUAUGUUGAACCAUAGCGCUGUCAGCGACGCCGCCGUUGUUGUCUCCCAGCGAGAUGGUGCCGAGCAGGAACUUGUCGCAUUUGUUGUCUGCAGGGGUGCCAAAGAUUCAGAGCUCGAAAGACAGGUAAACAAACAUUUGCAGGCGGUGCUACCAGCGUACAUGGUCCCAACACAGAUCAUAGUACUCAGCCAAAUGCCCAUCAAUGCUAAUGGCAAGGUUGAUCGGAAAGAGCUAGGCAUUAUGGCACAGACAGCGGAAAGAAAGAGACGAGUCGUCAAACAUGUGGCCCCUUGCAAUGCGAUUGAAAGCGCAUUGUGUGAAGUAUUCGCAGGCAUUCUCGGAGUUGAAGUCGGUGCGACUGACGACUUCUUCGAGCUUGGUGGGCACUCUCUUACAGCGAUGAAGCUGGCUGCGCAGCUUGGCCGUCGGCUGAAAACUAUGGUGUCUGUCAGAGACAUCUUCAACAACCCUGUGCUCGCUGAUCUAGCGACUACUCUCCAACAAAACACAGAGCAACACCGCCCCAUCCCUCCUAGCAAGUACUCGUGGCCAGUAGAGCAAUCUUUCGCACAGGGCCGCUUGUGGUUCCUUGACCGGUUCAACCUGGGAUCAUUGUGGUACGUCGUCCCAUUAGUAACACGCUUACGCGGACCGCUCAACGUCGUUGCGAUGACUACGGCGCUUCAGACCUUGGAAAAACGUCACGAGACAUUGCGGACCACUUUCAAAGAGCAAGACGGUGUUGGUGUCCAAAUUAUUCAGCCAUACAGCUCUCGUGGUAUCCGGACGGUCGAUAUCUCGAACUACGAAGAGACGGACAUUGACAAACUACUGAAAGUGGAACAGACGAAGCCGUUUGACCUUACGACAGAGCCGGGAUGGAGGGUGUGUCUAUUCCGCGUCAGUAAGGAGGACCAUGUCUUGUCCAUCAUUAUGCACCACAUCGUCUCUGACGGUUGGUCAAUCGAUGUGCUUUGCCGCGAGCUGAAUGCAUUCUAUAGCGCUGCUCUGCGAGGUGAGCAGCCGGAUGUCCCACCGCUUCCAAUUCAAUAUCGCGACUUCGCGGUAUGGCAGAGACAAGAGCAGCAAAUGGUCCAGCAGCAGAAGCAGCUUGAGUACUGGACAAAGCAGCUCGUCGACAGUGCACCCGCAGAGCUCCUUUGCGACAAACCUAGACCUGAUUCAUUGUCUGGCAGGGCCGGCAUCGUCGCCGCUAUAGUUGAAGGCUCUUUGUAUCAAAGUCUGCAGUCAUAUUGUCGAGCUCACCAAGUGACACAUUUCGUCGUACUACUGGCAGCCUUCCGCGCUACUCACUUCAGGCUUACCGGGACAGAGGACGCUACUAUUGGCACACCAAUCGCAAAUAGGAACAGACCAGAGCUCGAGCACCUCGUCGGCUGCUUCGUCAAUACUCAACCCAUGCGUAUCACCAUCAACGACAACGAAUAUACGUUUGAAGACCUCGUACAGCAGGUCCGUGACACUGCUACAGAUGCUUUUGCCAACCAAGACGUACCUUUUGAACAGCUCGUGUCAGCCCUUCUACCAGGAUCCCGCGAUACCUCACGCAACCCACUGGUUCAACUCAUGUUCGCUGUCCACUCGCAGCGAAACCUCGGCCGCCUACGUCUAGAGGGUCUGGAAGGAGAGCUCGUAUCCUUGACACCGACUACACGCCUGGACAUGGAAUUCCACUUGUUCCAGGAAGAGAAUUGCUUUAAGGGCAGUGUGCUGUACGCUACGGAUCUUUUUGAGACAGAGUCAGUCAACGGAAUGCUCUCCGUCUUCUAUGAGAUUCUGCGCCGCUGUCUCGAAGAGCCAAAGUCGCCGAUUGCUACUUUGCCGCUUACGGACGGCUCGGAGCUUCGCGACCUGAGCCUGCUCGACAUUCCAAGGACAGAAUAUCCACGGGAAUCAAGCGUAGUUGAUGUCUUCCGCGACCAGGUGGCUGCUUAUCCAGAGACGAUUGCCGUCAAGGAUUCCAAUAGUGAGCUUACAUAUGCUGAGCUCGACCGCCAGUCCAGCAUGUUAGCCGCCUGGCUCUGCAAGCGAGAGAUGGCACCCGAAAGUCUCGUUGGCGUUAUAGCACCUCGUUCCUGUCAGACUAUCGUAGCCUACCUCGGUAUUCUCAAAGCUGGUCUGACGUUUCUGCCUCUCGAUAUCAAUGUCCCUGCCGCUCGUAUUGGGACCAUUUUGUCAGCUGUGCCGGGGCGCAAGUUGGUUCUCACUGGGCCAAACAUCUCUGUCUCUAGCUAUAACCUCCCCGACACUGAGAUGCUAUCGAUCGCGGACGCUUUGCAACACCCCAUCCGCAGCAGCCACAGUGAUGCGCUUGUUCACCCAUCUGCGACCAGUCUCGCGUAUGUCAUCUUCACCUCAGGCUCAACCGGUAAGCCGAAAGGUGUAAUGAUUGAGCAUCGGGGUAUUGUUCGACUUGUCAAGAGUAGCAAUGUCGGAGACAUGCUCCCAAGAGAGUUUCGCGUUGCCCACUUGAUGAAUAUUGCUUUUGAUCUAUCGAUCUGGGAGAUAUUCGCACCACUACUCAAUGGAGGAACGCUUGUCUGCAUCGACUACUUGACUAUCCUGGACAGCAAAGCUCUUGCCGACGCCUUUGUCAAGGAGCAAAUCCGUGUGGCUAUGCUGCCGAGUUUACUCGUCAAACAAUGUCUGGAUAGCUUCCCGGCGAGUAUCGCCGCUCUUGAUUAUUUGUAUGUGGGUGCUGAUCGGCUUGACGGCCGAGACGCUAUCAAAGCGCAAUCGCUCGUUCAACGCGGAGUUAUCAACGCAUAUGGACCUACGGAGAACGCGAUGCUCAGUACGAUCUACAAGGUUCGCGACGUUGAGACAUUCGUUAACGGUGUACCUAUCGGCAAGCCCGUCAGUAACUCAGGAGCUUAUGUGAUGGACUCCAAGCAGCAGCUUGUCCCAACCGGCGUGGUUGGUGAGCUGGUCGUGACUGGUGAUGGUGUAGCUCGAGGAUACAUAGAUGCGGCUCUAAAUGUCAACCGCUUUGUGGACGUCAAGAUUGAAGGCCAGCUGGUUAAGGCCUACCGCACUGGAGAUAAAGUGCGCUACCGACCACAGGAUGGGGAGAUCGAGUUCUUCGGCCGUAUAGAUCAUCAAGUUAAGAUCCGUGGUCACCGAGUUGAGCUUCCAGAGAUUGAGCACGCGAUCCUGAACCAUGCCGCCAUUCUUGACGCAGCCGUUGUUCUCCGAGGACAAGGCGCCGAGCAGGAGGUAUUCGCAUUUGCCGUAGCCAAUGCCGACUACCUAGCGAACAUGUCUCUCCCCGAUUCAGAAACAGUGAACAACAGUUCUGUAGCGCAACUAGAAAAAGAUGUCUACAACCAACUGAAGACAGUCCUGCCCGGUUACAUGGUCCCAGAACGAGUUGUUAUCCUGGAGCGAAUGCCAAUCAAUGAAAAUGGAAAAGUCGACCGGAAAGAGCUUGCUCAGAGAGCUCUGUCUGCACCGAAAACGGCGCCAGCCACUAUGCGCGUCGCUCCUCGCGAUGAGAUGGAGAAGGCGCUCUGCGAAGAGUUUGCCAACGUCCUCGGACUUGAGCCUUAG